This is a messenger RNA of Oncorhynchus mykiss (rainbow trout), 5941 nucleotides long. Lineage: Eukaryota; Metazoa; Chordata; Actinopteri; Salmoniformes; Salmonidae. The record is from RefSeq and is a predicted model, not a curated record.
AUAACAGAGUGCUCCACUGCUCCUAAAUUACUGGUAGCAGCCCGCCAUUUCCUUUUUCUUCUGUAACAAAAGGUCGUUAAAACACAAAGAGAUUAUUUGUGUCCAAGACUCCUCCUUGUCCCUGCCGGUUUGUGCUGUCUUGCCAACUCCUAUGGUCACUGUCACGCUAAACAAUGACUAUAGAAGUCGGCAAGGCAGCACAAUAACAGUUUUGGGAACAGGCUAGCUCAUUCACUACCAUUGAAAUCAGGAAAGGCAAAAUGCACAGGACAAAAGUGCACUUAAGGUAUGUUAAGGUUAGCAGGUUGUAUGACUUGGUGGCUGUGCCAGUUAGUGACCACUCUGCAGAGCUGCCUCCAGAACAAGACUCAGGACGAAUAACGCUCUCCUGCCCUUUCUGCAUCUUGUCGAGGCCUCCUGCGUUGCCAGGACAACCAGAAGGGGCUGACCCCGUCCACGUGACAGAGCUCCUCUCUUCUCCUGCCUCCGGGUGUAGUGUGUGUUGUCUGCUGCCACUGUGACAGAUUUGGGGGAAAGAGAAAGUGGUCUGCUCUGGUCUUGCCACCAGACAGUGGAGUUGGUCGUCUGGACCGAGAGAGCAGUCGGGCGUUGAGAGAUGGAGCUCUCUGCGGUCGGAGAACGCGUUUUCGCCGCGGAAGCCAUUCUGAAACGCCGCGUUCGCAAGUCUCGCCUAGAAUACCUAGUGAAAUGGAAAGGAUGGGCACUGAAACACAGUACCUGGGAACCAGAAGAGAAUAUCCUGGAUGACAGACUGAUCGCAGGAUUUGAACAGAAAGAGCGUGAGAGAGAACUCCACGGACCAAAGAAGCGGGGACCCAAACCCAAAAACCUUCCUGCCAAGGCACGUGGAGCCCAGAAGAGGGAGACCUCCACCCCUCGAGCGCCUCGCUCCACUUCUUCCUCUUCUCCUCGAGCCCCUCCAUCCUCCUUCCCCUCCGCCUCUCCAGCGCCCUCCCCUAAACUCAACUCCCUGGCAGCGACACACAAGCUGAAGAAAGACAUUCGCCGCUGCACUAGUAUGUCCCGCCGCCCCUUACCUCGCCCCGACCCCCUGGCCUUCUCCGGCUCCAGUGGGUUCCCCUCGCGGCCCCCCGUCUCCCCCUUCUCAGAGACCGUCCGCAUCCUCAAUCGUCGCGUCAAACCACGCGAGGUCAAACGGGGUCGCAUCAUCCUAAACCUCAAGGUCAUCGACAAACCAGGAAGUGGAGGCGGAGGAAGGGGCGGCGGGGGUAACCGGAGGGCGCCAUCCGGCUCCAUGUCCCUCCAAGGGGGUCGUCAGAACAUCCCCUCCCGAAAUAGGAUCAUAGGGAAGAGGAGUGGAGAGGCUCCGUACCGGCCCUUCCAGCCCAUGCUGGGGUUCCCCAUGUACGGGAAGCCGUUUGGUCUCCAGUGUGGCGGCCCCGGACCUCUACACCUUCCACACUCAGCUACAGGCUCCAGCACAGGGACCUCAGGGGCUAGGGACACCCAGCCACCCCCCUCUCCAUCCAGCUCCAGUGGAUCCACCACACCCGCCCAGAACCAUCCAACCCCUCCCGGACCCGCCACUGGGGCCUCUGCCUCUGGGUCGGCUCCCAACUUGAGCACCCAGGCUUUGGCCUCCUCUGCCCAGUCUACCCCUAGCCACCCCCCAGAGCUCCAGAAGAACCAGAACGCUGAACAAGGACCAAACCCCCUCCUCCCCUCCCUCUCCUUUGCUUCCGGUUCCUCCUCUUCCUCCUUUGAUGAAGAGGAGGAUGAUGCUGAUGCUCUGGACCUUUCCUCACCUCAGGAGGGGAAGAGGAAGCUUCGCCGUCGGCGCCGGCAGAAACGCCAGCCGCCCUCCGUCAGUACCGCUUCCCCUCCUCACCCCCCUGCCGCCAGAGCCUGCCCCUUGACCUCCAACCCUCAGAGGGUCCCCGCCGAGGGCGACCCCGACUGGCACCCGGAGAUGGUGGCGAGCAGCGCCAACGUGGUCGUGACCGACGUCACCACCAACCUCCUCACCGUCACUAUCAAAGAGUUCCCCUCCCCCUCAUCCCGCCCCUCCUCCCCCCAACCAAUACACCCAGAAAAUACCACCUCCUCCUCACCCCAACUGAAGAACCCCCCACAACCCAAGCCACCCAGCCCAUACUUUGGCAGGCCACCCAUGGUCCCCCCUGCUCUCCCAACCCCAUCCAGCCCAACCCAUACUCUGGCAGGCCACCCAUGGUCCCCCUGCUCUCCCAACCCCAUCCAGCCCAGCCCAUACUCUGGCAGGCCACCCAUGGUCCCUCUCUCCUCUCCCAACCCCAUCCAGCCCAACCCAUACUCUGGCAGGCCACCCAUGGUCCCCCCUCCUCUCCCAACCCCAUCCAGCCCAACCCAUACUCUGGCAGGCCACCCAUGGUCCCCCCUCCUCUCCCAACCCCAUCCAGCCCAACCCAUACUCUGGCAGGCCACCCAUGGUCCCCCCUCCUCUCCCAAACCCAUCCAGCCCAACCCAUACUCUGGCAGGCCACCCAUGGUCCCCCCUCCUCUCCCAACCCCAUCCAGCCCAGCCCAUACUCUGGCAGGCCACCCAUGGUCCCCUCUCCUCUCCCAACCCCAGCCAGCCCAGACCAUACUCUGGCAGGCCAUCCAUGGUCCCCCCUCCUCUCCCAACCCCAUCCAGCCCAGACCAUACUCUGGCAGGCCACCCAUGGUCCCCCAUCCUCUCCCAACCCCAUCCAGCCCAUACUCUGGCAGGCCACCCAUGGUCCCCCCUCCUCUCCCAACCCCAGCCAGCCCAGACCAUACUCUGGCAGGCCACCCAUGGUCCCCCCUCCUCUCCCAACCCCAGCCAGCCCAGACCAUACUCUGGCAGGACACCCAUGGUCCCCCGUCCUCUCCCAACCCCAGCCAGCCCAGCCCAUACUCUGGCAGGCCACCCAUGGUCCCCCCUCCUCUCCCAACCCCAGCCAGCCCAGCCCAUACUCUGGCAGGCCACCCAUGGUCCCCCCUCCUCUCCCAACCCCAUCCAGCCCAGCCCAUACUCUGGCAGGCCACCCAUGGUCCCCCCUCCUCUCCCAACCCCAUCCAGCCCAUACUCUGGCAGGCCACCCAUGGUCCCCCCUCCUCUCCCAACCCCAGCCAGCCCAGACCAUACUCUGGCAGGCCACCCAUGGUCCCCUCUCCUCUCCCAACCCCAGCCAGCCCAGACCAUACUCUGGCAGGCCAUCCAUGGUCCCCCCUCCUCUCCCAACCCCAUCCAGCCCAGACCAUACUCUGGCAGGCCACCCAUGGUCCCCCAUCCUCUCCCAACCCCAUCCAGCCCAUACUCUGGCAGGCCACCCAUGGUCCCCCCUCCUCUCCCAACCCCAUCCAGCCCAUACUCUGGCAGGCCACCCAUGGUCCCUCCUCCUCUCCCAACCCCAUCCAGCCCAGCCCAUACUCUGGCAGGCCACCCAUGGUCCCCCCUCCUCUCCCAACCCCAGCCAGCCCAGACCAUACUCUGGCAGGCCAUCCAUGGUCCCCCCUCCUCUCCCAAACCCAUCCAGCCCAGCCCAUACUCUGGCAGGCCACCCAUGGUCCCCCCUCCUCUCCCAACCCCAUCCAGCCCAGACCAUACUCUGGCAGGCCACCCAUGAUCCCCCAUCCUCUCCCAACCCCAUCCAGCCCAUACUCUGGCAGGCCACCCAUGGUCCCCCCUCCUCUCCCAACCCCAUCCAGCCCAUACUCUGGCAGGCCACCCAUGGUCCCUCCUCCUCUCCCAACCCCAUCCAGCCCAGACCAUACUCUGGCAGGCCACCCAUGGUCCCCCCUCCUCUCCCAACCCCAGCCAGCCCAGACCAUACUCUGGCAGGACACCCAUGGUCCCCCGUCCUCUCCCAACCCCAGCCAGCCCAGCCCAUACUCUGGCAGGCCACCCAUGGUCCCCCCUCCUCUCCCAACCCCAGCCAGCCCAGCCCAUACUCUGGCAGGCCACCCAUGGUCCCCCCUCCUCUCCCAACCCCAUCCAGCCCAGCCCAUACUCUGGCAGGCCACCCAUGGUCCCCCCUCCUCUCCCAACCCCAUCCAGCCCAUACUCUGGCAGGCCACCCAUGGUCCCCCCUCCUCUCCCAACCCCAGCCAGCCCAGACCAUACUCUGGCAGGACAUCCAUGGUCCCCCCUCCUCUCCCAACCCCAGCCAGCCCAGACCAUACUCUGGCAGGCCACCCAUGGUCCCCCCUCCUCUCCCAACCCCAUCCAGCCCAACCCAUACUCUGGCAGGCCACCCAUGGUCCCCCCUCCUCUCCCAACCCCAUCCAGCCCAGCCCAUACUCUGGCAGGCCACCCAUGUUUGUAGGUGAAUCUAUCGAUCGCUUUAGCCCAUCUCGCCGCGCUGCCGCUAUGAAGUUCGUUGUAGUCUUGGUCGGUGCUGGUUCCGUGGUUUUCCUCGGCGCGGUCAUCUGCAUCAUCGCCAGUGUUUACCCGCGGAAAGCUGCCGCGCCCCAGGACCUGUCCGACAACGCGACUCUGUCUGCUGAGCCCUUAUUUUCCCUGGACUCGGUGGCUCACGCCGGUCCAUUGGGCGCUCUCCAUGGUGCUGAAUCCUACGAGGGCGGCGGAGGAGGCGGCUUGGGGCUGGGGGGUCCCUCCACUCUCAACGAGCUCAGCCCCGGGGAGGUGACCGGUGGUGGUGGAGGGGCUCCGAAACAGUUCAGUUUCAGCCGGCUCAUCUGCACUCCGAUUCCCGCCGGAGAAUGCAAGGCCAAGAGCAUGAAGCAGCAGGCGGACGACCCUUCACUCUAUGUGGAUGAAGACUGGAGCUACCUCCGGACCACCGCGGACGACCUCCGGCAGACGGUGGUGCAGCAGAACGGCCAGAUACUCAUAGAUCAGCGGACCAUCCGUGAGCUGUCGGGGAAACUAUCGGAGUGCGAGACCGGCCUGGAGGACGGGAGUCCCGGGCACUCCGAGAGGAGCCUGGGGGCCUGGGUGGGCAACCGCCGACUCAUGGCCGGGGAUGAUGUGAGCUCAUCGGCCGCUGUGCAGCUGCAGACCGCUAGAGCCGUGGAGGAGCUAGAGAGGGCCAUUCUCAACCUGAAAGACCGCAUCGAGAAACUGGAGUUGGAGAUCGGCCCUGCUGCCCUGAACCUCUCCGUUGAGACUCCAUCCCCCAGCGCCGGUGUGGGCGUCAGCAGUGGCAUCGCUACUAAAGUUCAAGGGUCACCGUCAUCAGCAUCAACGACAGGAGGCGGUAGUGUCUCCUCGGGGAGCCGAAAGGCCCCUGGGGGCCCUGGCCGAGGAGGCGGAGGCCCCUGGAAGGACCUGGAAGGAGAGCUGGAGAGGAAGAUUGAGAUGCUGGAGAAAGAGCGGAAGGCGCUGAGGAAGGAGACACAGACACAUCACAAACAGAUAGACCAAGGGAUUGAUACUCUACACCACCGCAUUGCAGAGCUGGAACAGAGUCUGACAGAGUACAACUAUCCAGACGGCUAUGUCCUCUCCUUCCCCGUGAGGACCAGAUACAUGUACGGCCUGGUGCGGAGAGAAAUGCCUGAGAUGUAUGCCUUCACCGCCUGCGUCUGGCUCAAGGUGAAAGAGGGGGGUAUUGGCACCCCCUUCUCCUACUCCGUCCCGGGACAACCCAACGAGCUGGUGCUGCUGCAGGGGAUACACAACCCUGUAGAGCUUCUUAUCAACGACAAGGUGGCUCAGCUGCCCCUAUCCCUUGCCCAGGGUGUGUGGGAGCACAUAUGUUUGAGCUGGACCCUCAGAGACGGGGUAUGGAAGGCCUACCAGGGGGGGAAGCUGAAGGGGCGCGGAGAGGGGCUGGCCGCAUGGCACCCCAUCAAGCCAGGAGGAGUGCUCAUUCUGGGGCAGGAGCAGGUGGGUGAGAGGGAUGUAGGUCUGGAGGGGUGGAGAGUUAGAGGGAUGGAGGUCUGGUGGAGAGUUGGAGGUCUGGAGGGGUGGAGAGUUAGAGGGAUGGCGUGA